Spinacia oleracea (spinach) is the source of this 1047-nucleotide messenger RNA. RefSeq names its product enoyl-CoA delta isomerase 2, peroxisomal. Bases 133 to 861 code for a protein of 242 amino acids. NCBI's taxonomy places the organism in Eukaryota, Viridiplantae, Streptophyta, Magnoliopsida, Caryophyllales, Amaranthaceae. Gene Ontology annotation, molecular function: delta(3)-delta(2)-enoyl-CoA isomerase activity. Gene Ontology annotation, cellular component: peroxisome. Gene Ontology annotation, biological process: fatty acid beta-oxidation. The transcript has a single exon. The record is from RefSeq and is a predicted model, not a curated record.
ACACAAAUUUCUCAUCUAAUCCAUCCCAUCAAACGGCUAAAAUCCGCCGUCUUCUUGCUUUAGCUGCGAUAAACAGUUUUUAACGGAGUUUCAUACUUUUAUUCAUCAACCAGAAAAAUACGAGUGAACGCAAUGUGCAGUGUAGAAAAACGCGGCAACAUCUUCAUCCUAACCCUAACCACCAACAACGAUGACGUAAACGACGAGCACCGCCUUAACCCGACACUAAUCGCAUCCAUCCGCUCCGCCAUCUCCGACAUUAAAUCCCAAGCCACCGCCUCACCUAACACCUCUUUCGCCCUCAUCACCACCACUACCGGUAAAUUCUUCUCUAAUGGAUUCGACUUACGGUGGGCCCAAUCCUCCGGGAAAUUCCUCAACAACCUUCAUCUUAUGGUCGACUCCUUCAAGCCUUUGAUUGCCGAUUUUAUUUCUCUUCCGAUGCCGACGAUCGCGGCAAUUAACGGCCAUGCGGCGGCGGCGGGUUUCGCGCUUGCGCUUUCGCAUGAUUAUAUGUUGAUGAGGAAGGAUAGAGGGGUGUUGUAUAUGAGUGAGGUUGAUAUUGGGAUGACUUUUCCGGAGUAUUUCAAUGUGCUUUUUAGGGAGAAGGUUGGGUGGAAAGCUAGGAGAGAGAUUAUGAUGAGAGGGAAGAAAGUAAGGGGUGAUGAAGGAGUGAAAAUGGGUAUUGUGGAUGAAGCUUUGGAAAGUGGUGUUUUUGAAAGAGGCUUGAAAUUGGCGGAGGAAUUGAUCAAAAAGAAAUGGAAUGGGGAGGUUUAUGCUGAGAUUAGGAAAGGGAUGUUCCCUGAUUUGUCUCAAGAAUUGGGGUUAACUAGGAAGGCUGUUGUUGCUUCAAGGCUUUAAUCUUCGAUUCCUCUUGUUUGUAUGUUUCAUUUUUAUCAAAUUCUCCAAUAAUAUAUGUUUUAUAUCAUCAGUCAUUCAGUCUUGUUGUAUGUAUCAAUUUAUGGAAUGUUCCCGUCUUGUGUGCAUGUAAUCAAGUUAUGAAGUUAAUAUCAUUCAAUAAUAAUAGUAUUCUGUUUGGUUCAACAA